AUGAGCCCUUUGCUUUUUGUUGUACUAGUUGUUUCCUCUCACGAUCUGCCCCCUCUCUCUCUCUCUCUCAUGAUCUGCCCUUUUCUUUAAAAUCUCUCUCUCUCUCUCUCUCUCUCUCUCUCUCUCCUACCUCUUGAUCUUCUUUACCAAUUCUAAAACCAAGAUAUAGAGACAUUUCCGGAGUUCGUAUUGUCAGAGAGACAACAUGGGAGAAUCUUCUGCUUCAUAUAUCCGCUUGGUGCAUCACCUUAUAGAAGAGUGCAUAUUAUUCAACAUGAGCAGAGAAGAGUGCAUGGAUGCUCUCUCCAAACAUGCUAAUAUCAUGCCAGUUAUUACUUCCACAGUGUGGAAAGAGCUAGAGAAAGAGAACAAGGAGUUCUUCCAGGCGUACGCAAGAGACAAAGAGGAGAGAGAGAGUGAGAUGGAGACGACGCAAAGAAUUCACAAGAUGCUGUUGGAUUCUUCCCGAAAAGAUACCCACGACCGCAACUAGUUCCCACCUGUAAUUGGGGAUUUGAUUGGCUUGUUUUGCACUCGUGGUCCUACAGCACGACAGCGAUGUAGAGCACGAUCUGAGCCUUCCAUCUAAGCUAUAUCAAUGAUUGGAGUAGAUUUUAUCUCGACAAUAUAUAGAUCGCUCCAAAUGAUCUAUAGAAAUUUGGAUUGUUAAUUAUAAAUGGACUACUUGGAUCACACCUUACGCUAGCUGCACUACUGGGCCUCUGUUCCAAAUUGGGCAUGGCAUGCCAGGUGGAGUAUAUGAAUUGGUGUUUGAGCCAAAUCCAAUCGAGAUGUCAAUUCUUUAAAUGUCAUUUGACGUCUUCACUCUCGUUUUAAAAUUAAUAUGAAAACGUGUAAGGACUUUCUUGUA
This is a messenger RNA of Rhododendron vialii, 871 nucleotides long. RefSeq lists its product as uncharacterized. The record is from RefSeq and is a predicted model, not a curated record. The transcript has 3 exons. NCBI's taxonomy places the organism in Eukaryota, Viridiplantae, Streptophyta, Magnoliopsida, Ericales, Ericaceae. The coding region runs from base 206 to 493 and encodes 95 amino acids.